Messenger RNA from Diuraphis noxia (Russian wheat aphid), 1479 nucleotides. RefSeq names its product putative cytochrome P450 6a14. Gene Ontology annotation, molecular function: monooxygenase activity; heme binding; iron ion binding. The record is from RefSeq and is a predicted model, not a curated record. Lineage: Eukaryota; Metazoa; Arthropoda; Insecta; Hemiptera; Aphididae.
GAACUACGCACUAGAAAAUACACAUUCGCACAUGAAUAUCGUAUUUUWWAAAACACUUACAAUAUUAAUUCUAAAUUCACGCGACUCCAUUACGACAUGUUCGAYGUGAUUUCGAGUUUUAUCAUCGGACUGGUAACCUACGUGUACGUAUUGUACGCGGCGGUCUUUGUUUCGAUCGCCUACUACUUUUCGACGUCCACCCAUGAUAAAUGGCGCAAACUCAACGUGCCCUACAUCAAACCCUUACCGGUGUUUGGCAACUCGAUGAAAAUGGUCCUAUCCAAGGAGUAUCAGAUUGACUUUUUCUCGAGAAUUUACGACCGGUUUCCAAACGAAAAGAUUUGUGGUUUUUAUCAGAUGAACACGCCRUUCCUGAUGAUCCGCGAUCCGGAGCUGAUCAACAGAAUAAUGGUUAAAGACUUCUCGUACUUUACCGAUCACGGUUUUGAAAGUGACCCAUCGAUCAACAUCAUGGCCAACGCUCUGUUCAUGUUGAAUGGAGAUCGGUGGAGAAAGAUGCGACAGAAGCUCAGUCCCGGAUUCACAUCCGGCAAACUGAAGGACACGCAUAAUCAAAUCAAAGACUGCAUUGACCAGCUAAUGGAAGCCAUCGACGAAAAACUGCAAAACAGCGAUCACUUUGAACUAAAAGAAUUGGUUGACAAUUUUUCGACUGAUGUAAUCGGUAUGUCGGCUUUUGGUCUAAAAUUGGACAUGAUCAAAAAUGGAAAUAAGGACUUCCGCAGAUUUGGCAAGAAAAUAUUCCAAGCAGACUUGAAACAGCGCUUUAUCCAGGCUAUGCUAUUUUUCUGUCCAAAGCUGGUAAUUGCUCUUAAACUGAAACAGUUUCCAGAGGACGCUGCUGAAUUUUAUGCAUCUAUGUUCAGGGAAGUCCUCGAGUAUAGGGACCGAAACAAUAUCGUCAGAAAUGACGUCAUGCAAACCCUAAUACAAGCAAGAAAAGAUUUGGUGACAAAUGAUGAAGACCAAUGGACUGAAAUKGAUAUAAUCGGAAACGCGAUACAGAUGUUUGUCGGUGGUUCCGAAACGGUUUCUAUCGUGAUAUGCUUCUGUUUGUACCAAUUGGCAUUGAACAAAGACGUCCAAGAUAAACUGCGCGAAGAGAUCGUCACAACAAACGCGAAAAAUGGUGGACAGCUUAACAACAACUAUUUGAAAAAUCUCCAUUACAUGGAUAUGAUUUUGGAGGAAAUCUCGCGUAUGUAUACCAUCAGCAUUAACAUAUUAAGAAGUGCGACGAAGAAUUACAAAGUACCCGGUCAGUCAUUAGUCAUUGAAAAGGGACAAAAAAUUGUUAUUCCGUCGUAUUCCAUACACAAUGACCCUAAAUAUUACCCCGAUCCCAACACUUUUGAUCCUGAAAGAUUUUCAACGGAAGAAAAAACUGAGAACGAACGUUCGACGUCAACCGAAGAUAUUGGGGCAUAUUUGAAGCAACUUAGUAUUGUCAGGUUUUGA